Vollenhovia emeryi is the source of this 474-nucleotide messenger RNA. RefSeq names its product pollen-specific leucine-rich repeat extensin-like protein 4. The record is from RefSeq and is a predicted model, not a curated record. The transcript has a single exon. Bases 1 to 474 code for a protein of 157 amino acids. NCBI's taxonomy places the organism in Eukaryota, Metazoa, Arthropoda, Insecta, Hymenoptera, Formicidae.
AUGGGCAGAUCGCGACGAGCUGGACGCUUAGUCCAGCUCCGCCGACUAACACGAGCGUACGCUACCCCUGGGAUCUUUGACCCCAGGACCUUUGACAGGCCUCUAGAGCCUGAAAAACCCACGCUCCCGUUUCACCCUCCUUCACCCAACAACCCUCCGCUAACCCCCUGCUAUCCACACCUCCCACCACCAUACAGGCCACCGGACCCUUGCCCGGUCAGGGCGUGGGCUCCGCGCCCGCCGAUCACCCCCGCACCUAGGCCCCCAAGGGCCAGCCUGGUCAGCCCGCCACCUGCGCCACCGGCGGAACCGACGAAGAACUCCCCGCCAGAACCGAAGGCCCUGCAACCAAGCCUGGCCCCUCGCAAGACUAGACCCUGCGUCGUGAGGAUAGAGGCCCUCCCCCAGAAGGUCCGACUCGUGAAACGGCCCAGGAGACCACACCGGGAGAAGGACAUGCCCGCGCUACUUUAA